Sphaeramia orbicularis (orbiculate cardinalfish) is the source of this 1441-nucleotide messenger RNA. RefSeq names its product transcription elongation factor A (SII), 1 (gene tcea1). The record is from RefSeq and is a predicted model, not a curated record. Bases 129 to 1058 code for a protein of 309 amino acids. Gene Ontology annotation, molecular function: nucleic acid binding; zinc ion binding. Lineage: Eukaryota; Metazoa; Chordata; Actinopteri; Kurtiformes; Apogonidae. Gene Ontology annotation, biological process: transcription elongation by RNA polymerase II; positive regulation of transcription by RNA polymerase II; DNA-templated transcription. Gene Ontology annotation, cellular component: nucleus. The transcript is spliced from 10 exons.
UGUGCGGUCCCGGUCCGCCAAGCAGCCGCCGACACCGCCGCCGCCGCUGUCGCUGUAGUGGCGUGGUCUUUGUCGAGAAUUUUCUUUCCCGUUUUGUCCUUAUUUGAAAUUACAGCACACCUGUCAACAUGGGGAAAAAAGAAGAAGAGGAUAUAAUAAGAAUUGCGAAGAAAAUGGAUAAAAUGGCGCAGAAGAAAAACGGGGCUGGGGCUUUGGAUCUGCUAAAGGAGCUGCGCACUGUCCCCAUGACUCUGGAGCUGCUGCAGUCCACCAGAAUCGGGAUGUCUGUUAAUGCCAUCCGCAAACAGAGCACAGACGAGGAGGUGACAUCCCUAGCAAAAUCUUUGAUCAAAUCGUGGAAGAAGCUUUUGGAUGAACCUGGAGGUGGGGAUAAAGCUGAUGAGAAGAGGAAAGAGCAAACUACUCCUGUUUCUCCCUCACAGGGAAGCCCAGAAGCAAAAGAAGAAAGCAGCUCCAGCAGUAACUCCAGCAACAAGAGUGAGUCCGCUGAUGUUACACCAAACACAUUAAUCAACACCUUUCCUCGUGCCCCCAGCACCUCAGACUCUAUUCGGCUCAAGUGCAGAGAGAUGCUGUCCAAUGCUCUGCAAACUGGAGAUGAUUAUAUUGCUAUUGGUGCUGAUUGCGACGAACUUGGAGCACAGAUCGAAGAAUGCAUCUUCCAAGAGUUUAAGAACACAGACAUGAAAUACAAGAAUCGUGUGCGGAGCCGGAUCUCAAACCUAAAGGAUAUGAAGAACCCUAAUUUAAGGAGGACUGUACUAUGUGGAAGUGUAACCCCUGAGCGUAUGGCCAAGAUGACUGCAGAGGAAAUGGCCAGUGAUGAGCUGAAGGAAAUGAGGAAGAAUUUGACCAAAGAGGCUGUCCGGGACCACCAGAUGGCCACCACCGGAGGCACUCAGACUGAUCUUUUCACUUGUGGCAAAUGCAAGGGGAAGAGCUGCACCUACACACAGGUUCAGACUCGCAGCGCUGAUGAACCUAUGACCACAUUUGUUUUCUGCAAUCAAUGCGGAAAUAGAUGGAAGUUCUGCUGAAUCUGCAGGCAUCACUCCGACGUAGCAAAAUUCCUGGACCAGGUUCUGUCUCUGCAAAAUAUUGGAGCUUUGUAUACAUGGUACACAAAACGCCGUUAAAAGAUGCCACUGCGGUUACAGUUUGAAUAAGUAUCCUGUUCAUAGAUCAUGACCAUUGUCACCCCUCCCCCUCCUUCGCCAACGACCCCCUCCCUCCCCAAAUCUUUUACUAUUGUUAUUAGUUGUUUCUCACUGUCACAUAUAUGCGAUCAAUCUUGUCUCAUUCUCUUUUAUCUGCAUUUUUUAUAUGUAGUUUUAACACUUUUGACAAUGUUUUGCUUUCCCCUCACAAUAUUGCAUUGUUUAUUUAAUUUCCCAAUAAAGUGUAAUCCAUUUGAUUAAAA